AUGGCUGGAAAUCUAACUAUUGAUAAACGUAGUACAAAAUCUGUGCAGGCUCGAACAACAGGAAAUGAAAAAACUCGUUUUACAUGUGUCCUUAAGACAAUACAAAAUCAUCACCGAUUGGUAUUUUUAAAGGUAAAUGAUGCCAAAAAAUUUUACCUCGCGCUAAUGCACCCAAAAGGAUGGAUGGAUGAAAUUGGAAUGAAAGAUUGGCUAAGCUUGGCUUGGGAUCCUAUCAAAAAAAAUGUACAAGAUGAAAAUACUAAUUUAGCAAUCACUCCAGGGGGCCUUACCUAUGUUAUUCAACCACUUGUUAAGAGUAUCUUUGGUCACUUUGGAAGAUUUUUGUUACAUUUGAGAAGAAUAAUCGAACAGAGAGAUGGAAUUUUGUGGUUUAGGUGGAUAAGCAAAAUAGGUUUUAAUGAAAAUAUUGAGGAAUGGUGGAAAAUAACAUCUCGUAUAGAAAAGUUACAACAAGCAAAUCGACGAUUUGGUUUUACUAUAAUGACAAAUGGCACGAGUGUUAGUGUUAAUCUAAAGAGAGUAAUAAUACACAAUGUAAUGAAUUUCUCAACAAAAGAAUGGUAUUCUCAAGUUGGAUUUACAAGAUAA
Molecule: messenger RNA, 609 nt
Organism: Entrophospora candida
Lineage: Eukaryota; Fungi; Glomeromycota; Glomeromycetes; Entrophosporales; Entrophosporaceae
Source: the annotation of a GenBank genome assembly